AUGGGUUUAGAAGACGCAUCGGGCAUUUGGUGUGACUCUAAGGAAGACAUUCGAAAUAUAUCAACAACAUACUUCAAAGACUUGUACAGCUCCUCUCCAAUUGCGAAUGAUAUUGAAUUUUGGUCCUUGGUGGAAACAAAGGUGACUACAGAGAUGAAUUUGGAGCUCCUUAAGCCAGCCAAUCGGUUGAAGAAAUUUCUUCUUGCACUCAUCACUAAAAAUCAAACGGCUUUUGUUCCAAAUCGCUUAAUUCAUGAUAAUAUUGUCAUUGCUCAUGAGCUGUUGCAUGUUCUUAAAACCAAGAAAAUGAAAUUUAAUUUUCUAGCUCUAAAACUUGAUAUGGCGAAGGCAUAUGAUCGUGUCAGUUCAGUCUCAUACUUUUUAAAGAUAAAUAGGGAGUGUGGGUCUGUUUUUCAACCAUCAAAAGGCUUGAGACAAGGUGAUCCAAUUUCUCCUUACCUGUUUUUGUUUUGCACGGAAGGGUUGUCUCUUCUUUUACAAGAAGCAGAAAGGAAAAAACAAAUUCAAGGGUGCAGCUUAGGAAGUGAUUGCUCUGCUAUUUCUCAUUUGCUUUUUGCCGAUGAUGUCAUUUUAUUUUGUCAAGCCAUUCCAUCACAAGCAGAGUCGUUGAAGGACAUUCUCACAAGAUAUGGUCUAUUAACAGGCCAAUUGGUCAACUUUGACAAAUCUAGCCUUUUCUUUAGUUCUGAUACACCAUUAGACACAAGAGACAAUCUUAGAAGGAUCUUGGAAAUUCGAAAUGUCAAUUGGAUCAACAGUUAUCUGGCCUCCCUUCAAUUAUUGGGAAAUCUAAAACUGAUACUUUCAAUUACUUGA
Messenger RNA from Cornus florida, 837 nucleotides. RefSeq lists its product as uncharacterized. The record is from RefSeq and is a predicted model, not a curated record. The transcript has 2 exons. Lineage: Eukaryota; Viridiplantae; Streptophyta; Magnoliopsida; Cornales; Cornaceae. The coding region runs from base 1 to 837 and encodes 278 amino acids.